CCGCCAUGGGCAUCAAAUUUUUAGGAGUUAUCAAACCUUUCUGUGCAGUUCUACCAGAAAUUCAGAAACCUGAAAGGAAAAUCCAGUUUAGAGAGAAGAUACCACUAUUUGGAAUCAUGUCAUCAGAUUCUGCAGAUCCUUUCUACUGGAUGAGAGUUAUUCUUGCAUUCAACAGAGGAACUUUAAUGGAAUUGGGUAUAUCCCCAAUUGUAACAUCUGGUUUGAUUAUGCAGUUGUUAGCUGAAGCCAAAAUCAUUGAAGUUGGAGAUAUACCCAAAGACAGAGCCCUAUUCACUGGAGCCCCAAAACUAUCUGGUAUGAUCAUUACCAUUGGGCAAGGCAUUGUGUAUGUCAUGACGGACCUGUAUGGGGAUCCCGCUGAAAUGGGUGCUGGAAUCUGUCUCCUUAUCAUCAUUCAGUUUGUUGCUGGUUUCAUUGUGCUGCUGUUAGAUGAGCUGCUACAGAAGGGUUACGGCUUGGGGUCUGGGAUUUCCCUCUUUAUUGCCACCAACAUCUGUGAAAGCAUUGUCUGGAAGGCCUUUAGUCCCACUACCAUUAACAGUGGCAGAGGUACUGAGUUUGAGGGUGCAGUCAUAGCUUUCUUUCAUUUACUGGCCACCAGGACAGACAAAGGUCGAGCUCUAAGGGAGGCUUUCUAUCGUCAGAAUUUACCCAAUCUCAUGAACCUCAUGGCUACAGUUUUUGUGUUUGCUGUUAUAUAUUUUCAGGGAUUUCGUGUGGAUCUUCCCAUUAAGUCGGCCCAGUACCGAGGGCAGUACAGCAACUACCCCAAGCUCUUCUACACCUCCAACAUCCCCAUCAUCCUGCAGUCGGCCCUGGUGUCCAACCUGUAUGUUAUUUCCCAGAUGCUGUCAGUUUGAUUUUUAGUAAAUUUACCAGGCAACUUUUUAGUAAAUUUACCAGGACAGUGAGCUGAUGUCAGUUGGGGAGGACCUGCUUGUUCUUACCCAGUGGGGGGCCUUUGUUACUACCUUUCUCCUUCUGAGUCCAUGGGCGCCAUAUUUGAGGAUCCUGUCCAUGUGGUUGUUUAUAGCAUCUUCAUGUUGGGAUCAUGUGCAUUCUUUUCUAAGAUGUGGAUAGAGGUGUCUGGUUCCUCAGCCAAAGAUGUAGCUAAACAGCUUAAAGAACAGCAAAUGGUAAUGAGGGGCCACAGGGAUACCUCUGUGCUUCAUGAGCUUAAUAGGUACAUCCCCACGGCGGCUGCGUUUGGGGGCUUGUGCAUCGGCGCCCUGUCCGUGUUGGCUGACUUCCUUGGGGCCAUCGGCUCAGGCACUGGAAUUCUGCUUGCAGUCACUAUUAUUUAUCAGUAUUUUGAAAUAUUUGUUAAAGAACAGGCUGAAGUUGGCGGGAUGAUAAUGCUGGCUCCUCUUUUCUUCUCUCACAGUUUGUUUUCAAGUGCUGACCGUCUCAUUCCUGAAAUGGGCACGGAGCUAAGCCUGUGUGCAGCAUUAGUACCAGCUGCCUUAACACUGAAGUUUACAUUAUUCAUUAAAAACCCUACAUGCAGUGUUGCCUGUGAUGCUGGAAACCAAUGUACCCGCCUUGCCAUGUUCAGUUGUGACGGGCCUAUAGAACCUGUCCGAGGACUGCUCAGAGCCGCCCUUUGUGUAGAGCUUUCUUUCAGCAUCAUUUUGGGAUUCAGGGUCAGGAGUGAUCAGCCCAACUGGAAAACGGGAAGCAAGUGCACAGUAUUAGAAAAAGUGGAAGGGAAAAUGAAACUGAACUGGAGGAGACUUAAAUGUAAAGCGUGUGAAACUGAGUUGGAUAACUUCACUCAAGUUUUGAUAAGUAAUGGGAAGCUGCAUGCCUUUCAAACUUAUGGGAAAGUAUCAAGGGGACCGUGUGUGUGCCUUGAAGGACCAGAACGAAGGACAGAGGCUUGUUCUGAUCAGGAGUAUUUGGCAUUAUCAGCGGAAAGGGAAGAGACCAGAUAA
This is a messenger RNA of Eubalaena glacialis (North Atlantic right whale), 1955 nucleotides long. Its product is annotated as protein transport protein Sec61 subunit alpha-like. The record is from RefSeq and is a predicted model, not a curated record. Gene Ontology annotation, biological process: post-translational protein targeting to membrane, translocation; SRP-dependent cotranslational protein targeting to membrane, translocation. NCBI's taxonomy places the organism in Eukaryota, Metazoa, Chordata, Mammalia, Artiodactyla, Balaenidae. Gene Ontology annotation, molecular function: transmembrane protein transporter activity; signal sequence receptor activity; ribosome binding. Gene Ontology annotation, cellular component: Sec61 translocon complex; membrane.